UUGACCGCUGUCUGCAGGACCACCAAUAACAAUGGCAUCCCAAGGCCUCCAGAUCCUGGGUGUUUUGAUAGCUAUGGCAGGUUGGCUGGGGACAAUAAUCACCUGCGCUCUGCCUAUGUGGAGGGUCACAGCUUUUAUUGGAGCUAACAUCGUGACAGCUCAGGUCAUCUGGGAAGGUUUGUGGAUGAACUGUGUGGUGCAGAGUACUGGACAGAUGCAGUGUAAGGUCUACGACUCCAUGCUGGCUCUCCCUCAGGACCUGCAGGCUGCCCGAGCCAUGGUUAUCAUCUCCGUCCUGGUGGGUAUCUUUGGUGUGCUGAUGGCUGUGGUUGGAGGAAAGUGUACUAACUGUAUGGAGGACGAGGCAGCAAAAGCCAAGGCUUGCAUCUUCUCAGGAGUUAUCUUCAUUAUCUCUGCCCUUCUUAUUCUCAUACCUGUAAGCUGGUCUGCACAAACCCUUAUCAGGGAUUUCUACAAUCCUCUGGUGUCAGAAGCCCAGCGUCGAGAGCUUGGGGCUGCCCUCUAUAUUGGCUGGGGAUCUGCAGUUCUCCUGCUGUUAGGGGGAGGACUGCUUUGCUGGAAUUGCCCACCCAAGGAUCACCAGCCUUAUGCAGCAGCCAAAUUUGCCCCUGCCAGAUCAACAUCCCCAGCAAUGAAUUAUGUGUGACCAACAAAAUGCAUGUUUCCAUGAGAACUGAUUCUAAACUCUGAAGAAAUGCUGACUCAUCUACCAUUAAAAGUCUGUUUCCCAAAAGGCAUACUUUGAUAUCACAUGCAUUAUGUGAUUUCUGACCUUUGAUGAUAAUGACAUGGAUUUCUGAUUUGUCAAAUAUUUAUGCAAAAACAAAUUCCACACAUUGGAAAUGUGAUGCCUGAAAUUAAUUUAAAAUG
Electrophorus electricus (electric eel) is the source of this 891-nucleotide messenger RNA. Its product is annotated as claudin-4. Gene Ontology annotation, cellular component: bicellular tight junction; membrane. The record is from RefSeq and is a predicted model, not a curated record. Gene Ontology annotation, molecular function: structural molecule activity. NCBI's taxonomy places the organism in Eukaryota, Metazoa, Chordata, Actinopteri, Gymnotiformes, Gymnotidae.